Messenger RNA from Penicillium manginii, 1092 nucleotides. RefSeq lists its product as uncharacterized. The record is from RefSeq and is a predicted model, not a curated record. The coding region runs from base 1 to 1092 and encodes 363 amino acids. Lineage: Eukaryota; Fungi; Ascomycota; Eurotiomycetes; Eurotiales; Aspergillaceae. The transcript has a single exon.
AUGUCUCGGCGCUUGAGCGAGAUCGUCACUAGCGGCCUACGUGCCCUCAGUAUCUCGAGCUGUUGCGAUGGCCAGUCAGACUCUUCUAGUGAGGGUGGUAGCCCGGGACCACAAGACCCAGCAGCCCAGUCCCACCCCAUAGAACUAACUACUGUUUCUGCUACUCAGCAGGAAUUCUCUCAGAAUCAACCCCAGACACAUUCUCCAGCUAUUCCUCCCAAGCCAAUAGCAGCCCAUUCUACCACUCAGCAGGGGGGUGUUGAACAGGAAGGUAAGGCAUCCGUGGGUUCUUCUGAGCAAGCAUCGUUUCACACAGCAGCCUGCUCACCCGCAAUGAAUCCCGAUACAAAUCCGGAGGUGUGUAGCGCUGCGUUGUCAAGCUACAAAUACGGUAAGUUCCAGCGGGAUGGCGAGAGACGGAGGCAGUGGAUUGAGGAUCCCGACGACACAAGCUGCACCAUUCUGAGCUCUCAGUUAACAUUUGGCAAUAUUCAAGCUGAUUAUACACCCGGUGAUCCUGGUUAUGAAAAUGUCCCUGGCGCUCUUUAUGAUCAAGUGGUUGAGCUAGGUCUCCCUGAUGAAUUCAGCAAUCCGGUUGAACGAUCCGUCUACCGCAAAUGGGCUCUCGAUGAAGACAAUAUGAGAUGGGAUGGCCUCAUGUGGAAUAACAUGAUUGUUCUCAUAGAUAUCGAGAGGGUAAAGGGUUCCGAUGCACCUCAAAUCUCUGAGGUUACUCUGGCUUUGUUUAAGCAUCUUUUUGACAUCAAUGACCUUCGGUAUGUCUUUGUGUACAUGGUUAUCAACCCGGAGACGUUGAGAUUUAUCCAAACUCAACUUUAUAGUGAAGAUAAGGGUCUUAGAUGGGCAGUUUCCCAAUCUGAUGUUGAUCUCGAAGAUCCUGAGACAUGGGAGCAUGGAACACCUGAGUAUGAUGCUUUACUUGGCACAAGGAUUGGAAAAUUGAUCUCAUAUAUCGUUAUUGGCGGUUUCGAGAGGGGCUCCUUUAGAAUUGCUCGAGUUGCGAUUUGGCCUUCUUGGCUUCUGGGCCCUCGGGUCCAAAUGCGAUUUGACAUUGAGCCGGUUUCUAUUUAG